AUGGCUUAUUUUUGCUGUCAUGAUGAAUUUAACCGAAAACAACAAUUUGAGCAGCACAUUUAAUUUGAAAGCAAUGAAUGAGAAGCCUUUGGUGGUGCAGGUACUGGUGGGGAUUCUUCUCUAUGUAAACGGACUGAUGAUUUUCACUUUUUUGAAGAAAGAGGCCUUCAGGGAAACACGCUACAUUCUGUUUGCUCAGACUUUUGUUGACACUGCUCUUAUGCUGUUGAGUGAUUUAACCCUCAUGAUGUCAUUUUACCAGUACCCUGUGCAUAUAGUUCCUUGUUAUAUCGUCUGUACACUUAAGGGUUGGCUCUAUGUUUGUUCACCCAUGACUCUUGUCGCCAUGUGUUUGGAGCGCUAUGUAGCCAUAUGUAUGCCUUUAAGACAUUCUAGCAUCUCCACCCCUAAAAACACUUUUAUUGGGCUUCUCGUCAUAUGGAGUGUCAGUUUUGUCAUUCCAUUGUUUAUUUUAAUAGCCUCUUUUUCUUAUAUUCCUCCUGGUGUCUCUCACCAAUAUGUUGUGUGUAGUGUGGAGAUCAUGUUACAGGUCAAAUGGCUGGCAGACAUGAGAGCGAUUAGUCUGCAGCUCUUAUUCAUCAUGAUGUUUUGUAUUAUUGUCUUCACUUACUUCAAGAUUAUACUGGCGGCCAGAUCUGCCUCCUCCGAGAGGAAGAACUCCACAAAUAAGGGUCUCAAAACUGUAAUUCUCCAUGGUGUUCAGCUGCUUCUGUCUAUGAUGCAGCUUAUAACUCCUUACAUAGAUAUGCCUUUAUUGAAAGUAGAUUUCAUGCUAUUUGUAAAUGUAAGAUACUCAAAUUUCAUCUUGUUUUUGAUCUUGCCUCGUUGUUUGAGUCCCCUAGUUUAUGGAUUACGAGACAAAAAGUUUUAUAAUGCUCUUAAAUAUUAUGCCUUUUGUGGCAUUUUAGUUUGUAAUAAGCACAAAAUAAGAGAUGGUAACCUUAGAAGUGUAGUAAGCAUUUCCAUACACAACUAACCCAUUUGUGCCGAAAUUCUUCUGAAUCGUUUCAUGCAUAUAGUCAUGUUAAUAGUGUCCUAUGUGAACAUGUUCUGCAUUUAUUUACCACAGUUUUUUUUUCUUUCUUAAAACUCGUAUUUGAAUGUCCAGCAACUAUAGUGAGUAAAUAUGUUGUAUGUACCCCUUGAAUAUCAAAUUUGAAUAG
Molecule: messenger RNA, 1184 nt
Organism: Carassius carassius (crucian carp)
Lineage: Eukaryota; Metazoa; Chordata; Actinopteri; Cypriniformes; Cyprinidae
Gene: or91a3
Product: odorant receptor, family 91, subfamily A, member 3
Biological process (GO): G protein-coupled receptor signaling pathway
Cellular component (GO): membrane
Molecular function (GO): G protein-coupled receptor activity
Source: RefSeq, a predicted model, not a curated record